AUGACAACGGCUGUAAAACCGUGUCCAUCACUUCCAGCGGUGCCAAAGACUGACGGCCGGAGAAUGAAGAAGCUGAACAACUCUGUCGUGUCACCUUUAGAGGGCGAUAACGCACUCCCUGAGUUGAAGGAGAAACUGCCAGUGACGGACGGAACCAGUAUGCACAUUGUGUCGCUUCAGAAUGACUUCAUCCCUGAUGAAAUUCUCAGUAAUCUAACUUCCACGGUGUAUGCUCCUGACAAACUUGGGCCACUCAAGAAUUCCAAAACCCCCAAAGACUUUAAGGUCUGUGGAGUCCAUUGCAAAGACAGUGCAUGGCACCAUGCUGCUGUCCGUAAGAAAUACCAGUACCUUCUUGACCAACCAACUUCACUGAAAGGAGCUGGCAGGGAUAUCUCUUUUCUCUGUGAUGCCAUGGUCUCCCAGAGGGAGCAUAUCCCUUUACCAUCUGUGAUUGACAGAAACAGCGCACAGUCACAGGGCACGCCAAAGGAUAUGAGUACCAUGGAGACUUUGAUCCCUGAGGAAUAUCACAUUGUGAAAAACAGAGGAGUGAGAGCCCUGCAGUGUUACGAAGAUAAAUUCACAGUUCUGCUAGAAGAUGAGGACAAGAAACUACGGGUCUUUCCUUCAUUGAGGCCCAGUGGGCGACUGGAAGCAGUGCAGCUAAUGAGGGUGAUGGAUGAGAUGCUGGACAAAGCAGGUGUCAAUCAAGAGUUUACAGAACUCACAGAACUCUCACAGAUGAAAAAUCUCCUGGAGCUGGUGCAGGCAGAACAAAAUAUUUAUAACGUUGUGUUCCAUGAACUGGUUCGGCAGGUUAGUGUGGAGUGUACAGAGAGAGGACAGCUGCUGGCCAAGCUCAGACAGAGGUAUGUGGCAUUACUGGCCCGUAUCCCUCAGCAGCUAAAGGGCCUGCAUACAGAGAUGCUUGCCCAGAGGGCCUUGGAUCGCCGGCUCACUGAGGAAGUCAUCUGUUUCAAGAGCUCCAUAGAACAGCUCAACCAAGAGCUGAUUCAGCUGAGAGAUCACGACGAGUGUGUGUCCAACCAGGCUGAGAAGGCAAAAGAAGAGUUGGCCAAGGCACUGGAGCAAUCUCAGAAGAACGCAGAUAUGGUGAAGGAGUAUCACGAUCUGUAUGCGAUGCAGCGUCGGAGGCUGGAGGGGCAGGUGGCCAGAGUGACUGAAGAGAGAGAUCUGUGGAGUAGAGUCACCUACAGCCUUGCACUCAAGGUGAUCAAAUUAAAUAACCUGCAGCUCGUCAACAAGCUUCAUGUCAGCGAGCAGACAUGGACCAAGACAGCAGAGCACUUCACUGCAUUUCUCAGCGCCAUAGACUCGGAGGAUAUGAUCCGUGUCACACAUUUGACAGACCAAUGGAAAGAGCAGCUGACUGGCUUCAUUGAGAACAUCACAAUAGCUGAAGCUAAACAGUGUGAGGGCAUCAGGUCUAUCCAGGAGGGCAUUGUCAAAUGGCAGAAAUUCUGUCAAACAAACGUCAAGAUCCCAGAUGUUAAUAUUGAGCAAGUCUCAGAGGAGGAAUUAUUUGCUGACUUGAAGCAGUGGUCAGCGGAGUUGACCAAGCUAUGUGAACGUUAUGGAGGGGAGGAUCUCCUGUCUGGACAGGAGACACUCAACACAAUGACAAACCUGCAGAAGGCCUGGGUGGAGGUAGGCCUGGAACUUUUUGGGAGACACCCAGGACCAGACAGAGAGCCCCCUAAAGGCCAGGAAGCCAUGAGAGAACUGAGCAAGGCCAUCAUGGAGCUCCACAAGCAACUGGAGACGCGCAUCAAUGGAGAAAGUGGCAUUCAUAAGCAGCUGAUGUUUCUGGUUGGGGAUAUGGAGCUCUGGGUCGUCAAGGAGCAGGCCCUGAGUGUGCAAGACUGGCUGAAGCUGGAGAAGGCACUGGACAGCUGGCUGAAGCUCUCUGAGGAAGCCUUGCAACAAGUGGAUAGUACACAGCCAGAGAGCGAGAGAAUCAAGCAGAAACCCCAUAUUAAGAUUGAAAUCAGCGACAUCCUCAGCACGCUACGCCACUUCAUCUGGUCGCAAACUAAUUUCUUUGACUGCGAAAACCUGAGACUCUGUGAAGAGGUAAAUACCAUCCAUAAUCAGCUGAUUCGCUGGAUGGUGGACCUGCUUCUUCAAAUGGUGCCGGACCACUGCAAUGAUCAAGAGACGCCAUCUCUCUUGGGCCUUGAAUCCAGUGCUGUCAUAGAGUCAUCUGUUGAGAAGCUGGAGAAAGAUGCCAGGAACCUUGCCCAGAAAUUUGACUACAUUUCAAAAUACAUUACAUGCUCUUGCCUGGCAAUUGUGGAAGAAGAGGUCCACAGAAACAAGACUCAGGAUGAGACAGACAAUGAGCUUCAUGAGCUCAAUAAACUUCAGAAGGAGUACGGUGAGUGGGCGAACGCCUGUCGUAUCCUCCUGUCUGAUUUGACGGGAGGCCCCGUGGAUCUGCACCUGUCGGAGGAAACGACGCCUUUGUCUGUACCUGACAUUCCCUCAGCAGCCACUAGCGUGGAGUCCUUGACUGAGAGCAGUUCUGUUCAGGAGGAGCAGCAGAGUGCAGAUGCCGUGGAGGAAAAUGACAGCCAGGGAAACCCAAUCAUGAAGUUAAUAGGUCACGACGGGUACAUUGUGGAGCAGACCUUGGGCCAAGAUACAGUCCAGCUGAAUGGGACCAGUGAACAGGUGAUUUGCCCUCAAACCGCUAAUGCACAGAAGGCCUUCGAUACUCUGACCACAAUGAGUGUCCUUCAGCAGAAGCUGCUUGACUCGGAGGCCCGUGCCCAGAGUGCAGAGAAACGAGCUCUCCAGGCGGAGGAGUCCCUGCAGGCGGCACUGGUGAAGAUCCAAGACAUGGAGAGGCAGCUACAGAGCAAGCUUAGUCUGGAAACCAAAGGUGAACUAGACUGA
Molecule: messenger RNA, 2922 nt
Organism: Chanos chanos (milkfish)
Lineage: Eukaryota; Metazoa; Chordata; Actinopteri; Gonorynchiformes; Chanidae
Gene: axdnd1
Product: axonemal dynein light chain domain containing 1
Exons: 24
Coding region: 1-2922 (973 amino acids)
Source: RefSeq, a predicted model, not a curated record